Molecule: messenger RNA, 1637 nt
Organism: Ooceraea biroi (clonal raider ant)
Lineage: Eukaryota; Metazoa; Arthropoda; Insecta; Hymenoptera; Formicidae
Product: short/branched chain specific acyl-CoA dehydrogenase, mitochondrial
Cellular component (GO): mitochondrion
Molecular function (GO): acyl-CoA dehydrogenase activity; flavin adenine dinucleotide binding
Source: RefSeq, a predicted model, not a curated record
CGUACUAUCUCGUUAUACAUGUAGAACAUUCUGUCGAAGUCACGUAGUAACGCAUGGUAAUGCGCCUGAUACGCACGAUUAUUAUCACUGGCAUUUGUAAUGUAUCCGUCCACACUCCGAUCCGGUUUCCGCUGCUUACUACAAGAGUUGGCCGUGACACGCAGAUUGCACUUACAUGCGCCGCGUCUCCAGAAUCAGCCACGUCCAUUGACGCAGUUUACAGACGAUGAACUUAUGCUGAAGGAGACUGUUGCUAAAUUGGCCAAGGAAGAGAUCGCUCCGCUUGUGCGAAAGAUGGAGAAAAACGGAAGGAUAGACGACGGGUUAUUGCGGAAACUCUUUGAGAAUGGCUUGAUGGGGAUCGAGGUCCCGGCAGAAUACGGCGGAGCAGGGAGCAACUUCAUGAGCACGAUUCUAACGAUUGAGCAGAUCGCCAAGGUGGAUCCGGCGGUGUGCGUACCCGUAGAUAUCCAAAACACUCUGCUAAACGCAUUGAUUCUCAAAGUCGGGUCUGAAAAGCAGAAGCGAGAGCAUUUGCCCAGGUUGACCGCAAACUGUGUAGGCAGUUUCUGCCUGACGGAACCCGAGUCAGGAUCGGACGCUUUCGCUUUGAGGACCGAGGCGAGGAAAGAAGGCGCCGAGUACGUGAUUAACGGCACGAAAAUGUGGAUUUCAAAUUCCGACGUCGCGGGGCUUUUCCUGGUUUUCGCCAACGCGGAUCCCUCCGCCGGCUACCGUGGCAUCACGACUUUUCUCGUAGACCGCGAUACAGCCGGUUUGACGGUAGGCAAACCGGAGGACAAGAUGGGUAUCAAGGCAUCGGGUACCUGCAUGGUUCACUUCGAGAACGUUAGAAUACCCGAAAACAAUCUGCUGGGGAAAUUUGGACAUGGAUAUAAAUACGCGGCUGGAUUCCUGAAUGAGGGUAGGAUUGGUAUCGCAGCGCAAAUGAUUGGCACGGCACAGGGGUGCUUAGACGCCACCGUACCGUACACGUUGCAGAGGAAACAAUUCGGGCAGGAUAUCUUCUCCUUUCAAGCUCUGCAACAUCAGAUAGCGCAGAUGGUGACGGAACUGGAGUGCGCCAGAUUGCUCGUUUACAAUGCAGCGAGACUGGUCGAAGCUAAAAAGGACGUUAUAAAAGAAGCUGCCAUGGCAAAGCUCGUCGCAUCCGAGACCGCAUGUCGCGUAACUGCGAAAUGCAUAGACGUCAUGGGAGGCGUUGGUUUCACGACUGACUUUCCUCAGGAGAAGUACUUCAGAGACUCCAAAAUCGGUACCAUCUAUGAGGGCACGAGCAAUAUACAGUUGUCGACGAUUGCAAAGUGUAUUCGCAAAGAAUACUCCUAAAGACAGAAAAAAUGAUUAUCAUGAUUACUGUGCUCAUUGAUUAUAUUGUUUUCCUAAUUUUUAAAAUCUAGUGUAUGCAUAACGUGUAAACGAAACUUUGACACAUACACAGCCUACAUAGCUUUAAAUUGAUAAAUUUUUGAUAAAAAAGAUAUUGUAAUAUACAUUUCAAUUAAUUUAGUUAAGUUACAUAAGUUAAUAUAUACAUAUAUAUCGAAAUAAGUAGUGUUAAGAAUUACAUCAGUGUACACAAUUAAAUAAAGCUAAUGUCAGAUGUUUUUAAUAUA